CCAGACAUUAGAGAUAGGGUAGUUUGGUAAAUUCAGUGAACUAGGGUUUUAGAAAUCAAUUACUACGAAUUUAUAAGAAAUCUUCACUCGCCUCCUUCAGUUCUCUGUUUGAAACCCUAAAUAUCGUUGCACCUUCUGGAUUUGUUUUCACCAUCUUCGCCCUCUUGAAGAGCUCCCGAUCCGAACAUCUUCAUCAAAAUGUCUGGAGAAGACGGAGCUGCUCCUGUCCCUGUUGAGACUCCCGCCCCUGUUGUUGCCCCAGGGGAGCCCAUGGACCUUAUGACAGCAUUGCAGCUUGUCCUAAGGAAGGCCUUGGCUCAUAGUGGCCUUGCACGUGGACUCCACGAGGGAGCAAAGGUUAUUGAGAAGCACGCUGCACAGAUUGUUGUGCUAGCUGAGGAUUGUGAUCAACCAGACUAUGUUAAGUUGAUCAAGGGUCUAUGUGCUGACCACAAUGUCAAGUUGAUCUCAGUUCCUAGUGCUAAAACUCUGGGUGAAUGGGUUGGGUUAUGCAAAAUUGAUUCAGAAGGGAAGGCAAGAAAGGUGGUUGGUUGUUCCUGUGUGGUUGUGAAGGAUUUUGGUGAGGAGACAGAGGGUCUUCAUGUUGUUCAGGAGUAUGUGAAGUCUCAUUAAAUUAGUCAAAAUUUGGAGAGGGCUUUUUACCCUUUAGGAAGUUUUGAAUAUUUUUGUGUUUUCAUUAAUGAUAUGCUCGGACACUGAAAGACCCAUUUGUUAUCGAUUUCAGCUGUAUCUUUUAGUAAACAAUAUUUAAUUAUUUACAAAUACUUCUGUUUUUUUUAGUUCA
Molecule: messenger RNA, 805 nt
Organism: Cannabis sativa
Lineage: Eukaryota; Viridiplantae; Streptophyta; Magnoliopsida; Rosales; Cannabaceae
Product: small ribosomal subunit protein eS12
Exons: 5
Coding region: 199-633 (144 amino acids)
Biological process (GO): translation
Cellular component (GO): cytosolic small ribosomal subunit; ribosome
Molecular function (GO): structural constituent of ribosome
Source: RefSeq, a predicted model, not a curated record